This is a messenger RNA of Psammomys obesus (fat sand rat), 878 nucleotides long. RefSeq names its product transmembrane protein 269 (gene Tmem269). The transcript has 5 exons. The record is from RefSeq and is a predicted model, not a curated record. The coding region runs from base 124 to 783 and encodes 219 amino acids. NCBI's taxonomy places the organism in Eukaryota, Metazoa, Chordata, Mammalia, Rodentia, Muridae.
GAGAUGAGAAGGUACACUUCUGCCAUGGGGUCUUUGGGAGCCUCUCUGGAGACCCCUUGACCUUGGGAACCCUCUGUAUAUCUCUCCUGGACCACAGGUCAGCACACCAGCAACUGUGAGCAGAUGACUGAAUUCUCCUGGAAGGAUAUAAUUAAUGCCUUGUCCCUGGCCAACAUGGUGCUGGGGCUCUUCUCCAUCUUCUGUAGCUUCAGCAGGAAACCCCACUGUGCUUCCUGGAUGCUUCUGAUCUGCUUCCUGUUAGACAUGGCAAUAGGGACAAUGAUCAGAUACCUCAACAUCUGCCAAAAACUGGGAUUCGAACUGAAUGACUUUGCUGUCUUCACCACCUUUGGCCUGGCCUCGGCUCUGCUCCUUGGUGUGGAUGGGCCUCUGAAUGGGUUCCUGGCCACCAUCUAUGUGUUGACCACUUCUUUCCGCCUGUGCUUUAGCUCAACUGGAGGAGGUCCCUGUACAUACAAGGGCCUACCCUGCCCCUACGCUUCCUGUGUGUUGGCCUCCACCUGCCUUCUGACCAAGGGCAACACAUUCAUUCUCUGCUGCAUGGCUUCACUCAUGAUUCUGUUCAUGGUCGACCAGAGUUGCUACCCACAUGAUGAAAUCCUGGAAUCGGAGAACUGGAAAAAAGUAGUUUAUUUGGGAGGUAUCAUCAUGCUGUUUUUUUGCCCGUUCUCGCUCACCGCCGUUUACUGCCUGAUAUGGUCACUCUCGUAUAUCUUCUUCCCAGAUGCCCUGUGGGGCAAGGGAGUUUGUGUUAAGAUCUAGUGCAGGGAAACCAUACCUUCACCACUCCUGCUGGCCUGGUGGGCUCUACGAUUAGCAUGCUGUACCAACACCUGCUUAUCCACUAAAGCUUUUUU